Messenger RNA from Emericellopsis atlantica, 489 nucleotides. RefSeq lists its product as uncharacterized. The transcript has 2 exons. The coding region runs from base 1 to 489 and encodes 162 amino acids. NCBI's taxonomy places the organism in Eukaryota, Fungi, Ascomycota, Sordariomycetes, Hypocreales, Bionectriaceae. The record is from RefSeq and is a predicted model, not a curated record.
AUGGUCACAAUCAACCUUGCCUACACGGCCCCCAUCAACCCCGCGGGUGCAUCGCCUGUCCUCACCGAGAGCCAAGUGUGGACUGGCCUCAAGCGCAAGGUGCGUCGCGCCUACGAAUUCGUCCCCGUCAUCGUCGCCUGCGAGGUCAUCAGCGAAGAAGGCAACACGGUCGUGCGCAAGGCAACUUUUUCCACCGAAGGCAACCCCAAGGAGACAAGCGAGCCUGUGCGCGAGGUCUGCGUGCACUUCCCGCCGUCCCGGGUCGACUUCAAGCAGGACGAUGGCAGCACCAUCUCCAACAUUGUGAGCAGGGGACCCGAGGGUGAGCUGCUCAUGACGUAUGCGUUCGAGUGGAGGCACGACCAUAUCCAGGAGGGCAGCGACGAGGCGACGGCGACCAGGGAGAAGUACUUCAAGAUGGCGAAGAUGGCCGUGGAGGGGUCUAUCAACACCAUCCGCAAGUUCGUCCAGGAGGGCGAGAUUUCGUAG